UGCAUCUUUGUGCUUGCUGCCUCAGCAAGUGAAGGUGAGAGCAAAUCAAAACAAAUGAAAAGCAGACGCCUCUGGAGAGAAGCAAACAGCCUCCAAUCAGCCUCUGAGGGAGGAUGAUUACUGUCUGCAGAGAGCUAGAGGAGUGACUGUCAAGGCAGGUGGUGUUUGAACACAUGCUCAUGUGCGGAUUUGAGUCAUCUUAGAGUCUCCUCACUGCACCCACUUACUGGACAACAAGACCUUUUGUGGAUAAUCAAACUUAUAGAAAAAUACCUGCAACAUGGCAGGAAUCUUCGGGGUUUGAGUCUCAGGAUGUAAUUGAAGACUGACUUCAGGCUGUUGUCAUGUGUGGUGCCACAGCCUGGUGCCACCCAGAGGGGUCAGCUUGACAUCCACAACAGAACAUCAAGAAAGAGUGAUGCUUGGGGGAAUGGACAACAAGAUGAUCUGAAAUGUUUGCACAUUCAAGGCUGGGGGCUGAGGGAAUGUGUGUGUGUGUUCGCUGGAAAUGUGAUGGCAAAACAGUGUUCCAUAGUGGUCAAGUGCAUUGAUUUCUACUCAAGUCUGCCUGGACCAGUUAUACUUGAAAUGGGUAGACGAGCAGCUGAUCACACCACUCCAGUGCCAGUACUCGGAGAGCCCGCACUUGUGGGGACACGCAUCUGGAGGGCUGUGACAAAUGGGACCAGUAGAAUGGCGGCCCUCACACUAUCUCAUCACUGUAAUGUCGGUGUGCAGACGUCACCUGCAAUGAGAAACAACCAACUACAGCUGAACGGCAAACAUGUGGACGCUUGUAAUAGUCAAUCAGAAAACAAAGUGAUCAUGCCACCUAAUGGCCACAUCCCAAACGAGGCCGGUAAAAAGGAGGAUAACGGGAAAGAAAAAACAAAAAGUAUAAUUAUUAAACAAAAAAGUCUGGAGACUAAAAUGAAAAAGGGUGUGACCUUUGAGGGACUGGAGAGGGAUAUUUGUAAAAACAUCAGGGAAGAAGUGCAGCUCCGCAACCAUCCAAUUAGAACCAGCCCCUCAUUGAGAAGUGUGGCUAACAGCAGGCUAAAACUGAGAAGGAAUUGUCACUUCACCAAUGGGAGCGUGGUUGACUCCGAGGUAAUGGGCGGGAUCAGCAGUGACAUCAGUGAUGGGGAGGAGUCUUCCACCAGACAGAAAAAAACAUUACCUCCACACUCACCUCCUCACAGACCUCCCGUGACCAUCUGCAGCACUUGUGGAGGAAGGCAGAAUCCUGCGCCUCAUGGACUCUACAGCCAAAUAAGGAUGAUUACACCGCCAAAUUCCGAGGGUUCUCUGGGACUCCAGUCGAGACAUUCAUCCCCUCUUUACCCUGAGAAGGACGUGCAGGAAUACACGCAGAUAGAAAGGCACACCACCCGCAGUGCUACACAGUCAGACCAGCACCCCAUGAGCACUAACCUUCAUUCUUAUCUCAACAUUAAUAUAAACAAGGAAUGGCCAUUAUCUCUCCUGCCUGCUCAGCAGAGUGAGGCAUCAAACCUCACUAAUCAUCACGCAGUCAAGAGGGAAUCUAGUGCUGACACACACAUUAAUCACACCAGUCGCUCAUCGGCUCUAAAUACACACACUCUCACUGUUACCGUGAAAGAGGAUAGAGGCUCAACAAAGGUCGUAAACACACACUUGAACGCUCACAAACCUCACAACUCUUGUCCCCGCAGACUUCCUGUGUCUGUCAACCCUCCCCAAACACACAAAAACAGCCUGACAGAAAGGCUAGAUGCCACACAGGUUACAAAUACCAGAAUACCACACACAAACACCCACUUCAGAUCAUCUCACCAGCCAAACCCUGAUGAGAAACAACCAACUCAAGGAAACCAAGUCAAACCUACACACUCAGAGUCUCCCCAGCCACAAAAUAAAACACACAUCAAACCUUUGCAAACUACUUUGAAACAAAUGUUCCCCCAAACUAGCACACCGCAGAACUCCAAACCUCAAAGCAGUGAUGCACUUUUGAAAUGCUCACGGUUAAAUCAGACAAAAUCCCCUGCCUGUUUUCAUUUACAUUCAAACAUUAAACGCCAAUCUAUAGUGCAGAGUUGUGUGAAUGAAGGUGUCAUAUCCUCCACUGCUUCAAACAUUCACAGACAGGUUCCAUUCCCUAAUGGAUUAAAGUCCAAAUUUGACAUGCACACUAAACCGUCAAUGUGCUCACACACAAAUUUCGGCAUUAAACCUCAAAGCGGGACACAAAUCUGUGCUGACACAGAGUCAGAAUCCUCACCCUGUGAUUCACGUUCACAUUUUGGACUGGUGACACACACACCUAAACUCUCAGGGCCUCACGGUGAACCACAUCACGCAUCAAUACACAACAGCACUCCUUCACCCACCGACACGCACAAAGAAGCUUCCCACACAUCCACACAGCGAACAAACACCAGUGGAACAUCACUGCAGGGUAUAUCCAUGCAUAAAGAUGCACUGUCACAUCCUUAUCGUGAGUCAAAAAGCCAAAAUGACACUCGCUUCUUUUCACAUGCCCCAAAUAUGCCAACCCAUCACAAAGCAACACUUACGAUGCAGACAAUCAACCAUCAGAACCUCUCAAAUGCAUUUACCACCACUCAGACUGAGGUGGAGGUGCGUUCGUACACCAAAGAACGUUCUCAAACAAGCCCCGGGGUCAAAUCAUCCUCACACGCUUUGUGUGUUCAUUCGAAUACGCCACAUAGACAGACAGAGCCUACGGUUCUCAGACGCUCUGUCCUGAAUCAGCUUAAUAAUGACACUCUUGAGUCCUCAUUACUAGCCAUCGCUUCCGCUAGGGCUUUUCCUCAAGCUACAACACACUACAGGACUGAAUUAAAAUUUUGGAGUGACACAGAGUCAAAGAAACUGGCUGAUAUUAAGGUAGCAGAACCAGAAGGUCAAAUGAUCAAUGACUCACAACACUCACUUCAACCUCCAAACAAACCACCUCCCUCUUGUCGACCUCCUAAACCUUCUUCUGCACCUCCACAAGCACCAGCUUUUAAAUUUGCAACAGGGGGCAGUGAAAACAGAGGCCUGAAUGUGUCCUCCAAUCAAAACCCACUUCUGACACCCUCAGGCACUUUGCCUAUGGAACACACACAGAAAGAUGGAAGUCUCCAGAACUCAAAGACACAGAUGGAAUCUCAUUCUGAAGGGACUAGGCCCAUCCCAAGUGAACACUGUUCCAUAACGCACGACCAUCCGGAUUCUGCGGCCCGGUUGCUGCCUGCAUCACCACAGUGUGGCAGUCCGCGGGACCCUAAACACAGAUUAGAGAUGGUAGAGGCGAGUCUGCAGUCCAACAAGGAGAGAAUCACAACUCUGCUCAACAUCAUCCAGGACCUGGAGAUGAGCCACGCAAUCAGCAAAGGUCGGCAAUGUUUUCGGACUGGCCAAGACUUCAGUGACUGUUCCACCUGUCAGAAGACUGCAUGUGCUGUCUACAGUGUGGAGUAUGACUUCCGUCAACAGGAGAGAAGAUUCAAAGAACUCUUCCAGAGUCUGUGUCCAUCAUCCCCAGAGAGGAGAGAAGGAUAUGAAGGAUCUCUGUCUUUACUCACCUCACUCAUUCAGAAUCACAAAUUACACCAGCUAAAUGCGAACAUUAUGACCCAUAGCCAAUCUGAGAAUCAAACUCAAAGUCAGCCUCAGAUUAUUUCUCAGAUUCAGUGCCAGAUUCGGGCUCAAUCUCAGUCUCAAACGCAGCCGCAGCCACAGAGUCAGUCUCAGCCUCAGGCUCAGCCACAGAUUGUGUCUCGGAUUCAGCCUCAGAUUCAGUCUCAGUCACAGAUUCCAUUUCAGCCACAGAUUCAAUCUCAAAAUCAGAUUAUAUCUCAGAUUCAAUCCCAGACUGAGAUUAUGCCUCAGAUUCUGCCUCAAUUUCAGAUUAUGUCUCAGAUUCAGUCUCAGGCUCAUCCCCAGAAUCAGUGCCUGUUCAAGGCUAAAAUCAAAAGGAAGAAAUUAUGCAGGAUGCUGUUCAGCUGGCUGCCACACAAAGUCCAAAAGAAAUGACUACAUAAUGCCAAAUAUCUGAUUUUCAUGCAUGACUCUCAACCCUCUGGUAUUCUGAGUCACAACUCCUUUUUUCUCCUAAUGCUGUCUGAAGUCUGACAUACUUUGUGGAAUGGAGCAAUAUUAAAUGGCAUUCUGUGACUGAACUACCAAGGAGAAUUUAAAUUAUGAA
Molecule: messenger RNA, 4201 nt
Organism: Sinocyclocheilus grahami
Lineage: Eukaryota; Metazoa; Chordata; Actinopteri; Cypriniformes; Cyprinidae
Exons: 5
Coding region: 514-4029 (1171 amino acids)
Source: RefSeq, a predicted model, not a curated record